UGUAUUACAAGUUGUCUUGUCACUCGCGGAGUAUAUAAUUCGGGGAUUCCAAACUCUGUCAAGGAUUCGCCAGCUCACUAAUAUUACCGGUGUGACGUGCGCAGGAUUUCAUAGUCUAUUCAAAUGGAGAUACCGUUAAGAAGUGCAUUCAAAGAGAAGUUGAAACGCAUUAGCAAGGAGGACUUGAAGUAUGUGGAGAAGGAUUUGCAAUAUUACGAGAAGGUAUCCCUUACAUUUCUAUUGUUCGGAAGUCAACAGAAGCAAAAUGUUUUUUAUGCUCUACAAAAACUUAUGACUAUGUUCAAUAGUCAAAACGACGACUCUCAAAUUUUGUACGACUUUGCAACGAUAACACAUGAUGAUGAUUGGAAAUUGCCACUCAUCGAAGCUCUUGCCAUUAUCCAAGCUAAUCGUGUUAUACGAAAAUUAGGUCUCGAUAAGGAAGAAAUUUAUGAAAUGUUCUUACCGCUCACACCUGAGCUCAGCACCAACAUACACCCCAUAUUAAAGAUUUUGUAUAAAAUUUGCGAAGUAUUAACCCCAGCCGAAGCCGGAAAACUCCUAUCGAUUAACAAAAACUCGACUCUACGUUUCUAUGAUGAGUCGUAUUUGGAGGUAUUUUUUCUCGACUGGAUUUCAAAAGAUAUUAUUGCUAUCGGGGACGUACUGAAGAAAAAACCACCAAAUUUGGAUGAACUUGUUGAAUAUUUCAAAUUCAAUGGAAAAAUUGGACUGUAUGACUUAACACUGAGUGCAAUUAGCAGAUUUAAUGAGAACAUACGCGCAAGGAGUAAUGUCAACGAUUCAGCGUUGGGGACCUUCAGUACUGAUAUGUCAAGAAGUCGAAGCUUUGAUAAGAAUGAUAGUCUACAUUUGGAGGAAGCUGAUUUGUCGUAUAAAAUUGGAUACGAAACGGCGGGAUAUUUGUUAAUAAUAAAUCAAAUGGAAUUCCAUAGGGAAACUGAUCCUGAACUGCAGCAUUUACUACCUAAAAAAGAAUUGCGUCACCGUGAGGGGUCUGAACUAGAUGAAAAUAUCUUAAAGGAAACUUUUGCCACAUUUGGAUACAAGGCUGCGGUAAAACCUAAUUUGAAACAUCACGAGAUAACGUCAGUAGUAGCGGAUUUUGUAGCUCGUAGCGCUGCUUAUGAUUCAUUAGUAGUUUGCAUAUUAUCUCAUGGAGCACAAGGCAUCGUUUACGGAAGCAAUAGCAUACCAGUUGAACUUUCGAAAAUCGAAAAACUUCUCACCAACAAUAGCCUUUUGAAUAAACCGAAGUUGUUGAUUGUCCAAGCAUGCCAAGGAAGUGAUUUGCAGGAAGCAAGGAGUAUUAAUUCAGAAGAGGAGAUGGAUGGUCCUGGCGAUACAGCUGCUCCGCAUGCGGAUAUGUUAGUGGUAAUGUCGACAGUGCAAGGCUUUGCUUCCGUUCGCCACGUGAAAAAGGGAACAUGGUUCAUUCAAUCAUUGUGCAAACAAAUACGAACCUAUGGGAGAGAAAAGCAUAUUUUGGAUAUUUUAACAAUUGUCUCUCAAGAUGUACAGAAAAAACGAGGAAGUGGCGAUGAGUGCAUGGUACCAGUACAUUCUUCGACUUUGAAAAAGUUUUUAUAUCUUCCGAAAUGUCCUUAAAAUAUCUUUACAUAUAUCUGUAUACUUUCGAAAUAUCACUGAAAAAUUUUUACAUAUAUGCAAACAUAUAACAAUAAACAGUUAAUUUAGUAAGAGGAAAGUACACAUUUCUUCCAUUUCUUUUGAAAAGCAUGAUCUGUUCAUGGGUGAUUCAAAGUUGCAUUUUUACCAAAAAUUUAUUAUUAUUUUCAAAAUAUGUUAAAUGAUUAGGGAGGCAACCAGUGUUGUUUUUCUGCAAAAUAUAAUAAUCGACCGAAUACAGUUUAGUUAGUUUUGGGAUAAUUUUAAGAUUUUGUGUAAAAUAAAACCUUAUUAAAAUCGA
This is a messenger RNA of Hermetia illucens (black soldier fly), 1951 nucleotides long. RefSeq names its product caspase-8. The transcript has 6 exons. Gene Ontology annotation, cellular component: cytoplasm. Gene Ontology annotation, biological process: execution phase of apoptosis; apoptotic process; proteolysis. The record is from RefSeq and is a predicted model, not a curated record. NCBI's taxonomy places the organism in Eukaryota, Metazoa, Arthropoda, Insecta, Diptera, Stratiomyidae. Bases 124 to 1629 code for a protein of 501 amino acids.